CUCAUCCCUUCCUUGUCGAUGUUUGUCUUGGAGACCUGGAUGUAAACCAGUGCUGUCUUGUGAGAAAGCUAGUCCUGCCGACUCUCCUGUUCAGAAUAUUUUGCAACAAGGAAAACUCUGUUUGUGGACGACUUUUGACUUUGAAUAACCAUGGUGAUCUACACAGUGACGGCAUACACUGGAAACAGGACCUCAGCUGGCACAACUAGCUAUAUCUCCAUCCAAUUUCAAGGUCCUGAGGAGGAUAGUGAUAAUAUUCCUCUAAAUGGGGGAAUUCACGCUGUGGGCUUUCAUACAGGAUCAGAGCGGAAAUUUGAGGUACACUAUAAAAAAGCCCUGGGGGAGCUCGUACUUGUCAAAAUCCGCUCCAAGGCCUUUCUGGGUCUUGUCAACGAGUGGUUUUGCGAUAAGAUCUUGAUUACAACACCUGAAGGUGAUGAGAUGUUGUUUCCUUGCUACCGCUGGCUGGCCUGUAAUGAAAAGCUUGUUUUAAGACCUGCUAAAGCUUUGCUUGUGUUCAAGGACACCAACCAAGUAGCCCUUCAAGAAAGGAGAAGGCAGCUAGAAAAUCGACAGGAUGCAUUUAGGUGGAGUGUGUACGCUGAGGGCACCCCCCACAUUAUUGAUUUUGAUUCUGCCCUUGCUCUGCCUGCUGAACUCCGGUUCUCUUACACAAAGAAUAAUGAGUUUUUUUACACAGCAGGAAAGCAGUUAGCUCUUCUGAAGCUAAUAGGAUUAGCUGAUUGCAGAGAUUCGUGGGAAAGCAUCUGCCAAAUGGAGGCGCUCCUUUGCGGAACCAGAAAUGAAACCUUGAAAUAUGUUAUAGGGCACUGGGACAAGGACGAGUUCUUUGGCUACCAGUUUCUGAAUGGCCUCAACCCCAUGGUGAUCCAACGCUGCUCAAAGUUGCCUGAGAACUUCCCAGUCACAGAGGAGAUGGUCAAAAACCGUCUUGGAAAAAGCACCUUGACGGCAGAGAUAGAAAAUGGGAACAUCUUCCUGUGUGACUACAAGAUGCUGGAUGGACUCAUAGGAAAUGAGGUGAAUGGCGAACAGCAGUUUCUCACCGCUCCUCUGGUGCUGCUCCAUCUCAACCAUCAUGGCAAGAUGCUGCCCAUCGCCAUACAGUUGAAGCAAACCCCUGGACAUGAGAACCCCAUCUUUCUGCCCACUGACGAGCAUGACUGGCUGCUGGCUAAGAUCUUUGUGAGGGCCGCGGAGUUCAGCGUGCACGAGGUCGACUUUCACCUGCUGAGAACUCACUUGCUUGCUGAGGUGUUUACCGUGGCAAUGUUAAGGGACCUCCCCCCCAUACACCCCCUUUUCAAGCUCCUCAUUCCCCACACUCGUUAUACACUACACAUCAACAUCCUGGCACGUAAUAGGCUGAUUUCCGAGGAUGGAGCGAUAACAAUGUAUUCAGGCAUUGGUGGUUCGGCCUUAAGUAAGUUGUUGAGGCGUGCAACGGCCUCCCUGACCUACAGCUCCCUCUGUCUGCCUGACAACAUCUCCGAGAGAGGCCUGGAGGACGUUCCCAACUACUACUACAGAGAAGACGGCCUAAAACUGUGGAACAUCCUCCACAAGUAUGUUGAAGGAGUCUUGCAAUAUUACUACAAAUCUGACGAGGAUGUGCAGAAAGACACAGAACUGCAGAAAUGGAUCAGUGGGAUUUUCACCGAAGGAUUCCUGGGAAGGAAAAAAACAGGAAUACCUGAUUCAUUUGCGACAGUGAAAGAUCUCAUCAAGUUUGUUACCAUGGUGAUCUUCACUGCAUCAGCCCAACAUGCUGCUGUCAACAAUGGACAGUUUGACUUUGGUGGCUGGAUGCCCAACCUUCCCACUGCCCUCAGAAAGCCCCCUCCGAAGGUGAAAGGCCAGACCACGGAGAAGACCAUCCUGGAGACCUUACCUAAUAAGGGCACAACAGUGAAUGGAAUGGCAGUCCUGAAACUGCUAAGCUCAAAGUCAUCAGACCACUACCCUCUUGGAAGUUUCCCAGAAGAUCUGUUUGAUGAGGAUGGUCCUCGCAAUCACAUUGAGGAUUUUCAGAAGCAGCUGGAGAAGUUGUCGGGUGAAAUUGAGGGGCGUAACAAGUGCCUGGACCCUCCCUACACCUUUCUGAACCCCACAAAUGUGGACAACAGUGUGGCCAUUUGAGAGGAUACAAUAAUCAUUUUUUUUUAAUACAGUUGAGCCCAAAAUUAUUCAUACCCCCCGCAAAUAUUAAUUGAAUGUUGAUUUUCUCUUCACCAAUAUGUUUAUUCUGAUUAUACUGCCACAUCAAAAGGUUGUAAGACAAACUGCUAGAAACAUGGAAUCAGGGUUCUUCAUGGAAAUGUUUUAAAUAAUCAAUGGAAACAACUAGGCCUACACAUUGCAAUAGCCUGUGGAUUUGUUGUUUUGCGUUACAUAGUUUAAUUACAGUGCAUGUAAAGCAAUGCACUGUAUUGUAAUCUGUUGGCUUCUUUUUAUUAUUAUUAUUACAGUGUGUAGGAUGGGGCUGAAAAAGUGAACAGUGGAAAGUCUAAUAGUUUGCAAAAAAAAUCAUGGAUAAUAAUCAUGUAAUAUCAUAUAUAAUAUCAAAAUCAUGUUAAUCAUGUAACUGCUUAAAUCCAGCUUGCUCCAAAACAAAUAAAAAUGUGCGAAUGCUGCAACAAUAGAUAACCUGAGGGGAAAAAAUCAGACUUGGUGUUUUUGCUUAGACUUAAAGAAUGUUUGCUUAAGACAUAAGGUGUUUUGCUUAGAUUUAAAAGGUUUUGUUUUAGAAUCAAAGUGUGUUAUGUUUUAAUGAAAUGUGUUUUGAAGUGUAAGAAAAAGGCAUACUAGCAGUAAACAACUGUAGGCCAGUAAGGGGUCAAUGAGAAACCAACGGACAACGAAUUAGAGAACAAUUCGCUCAUGGCAGGAUGCGAUAAGAUCGAGCUAGAGCGUUCAGCCCACUUAAAAAAGUAUAAAAAGAGAACGGCCCCUUUUGAAUUCAGACUUCGCAGAGACGUAGGCUUGAAAGCAUUAUUUUUAUUUGUUGUACUUAAUAAAGUCAAAGCCCUAACUUUUGGUCAGGGGUUUUGUUAAAAAGAC
Molecule: messenger RNA, 3081 nt
Organism: Alosa sapidissima (American shad)
Lineage: Eukaryota; Metazoa; Chordata; Actinopteri; Clupeiformes; Clupeidae
Product: polyunsaturated fatty acid lipoxygenase ALOX15B-like
Exons: 16
Coding region: 151-2160 (669 amino acids)
Biological process (GO): lipid oxidation; linoleic acid metabolic process
Molecular function (GO): iron ion binding; oxidoreductase activity, acting on single donors with incorporation of molecular oxygen, incorporation of two atoms of oxygen; protein binding
Source: RefSeq, a predicted model, not a curated record